Messenger RNA from Fusarium oxysporum Fo47, 1065 nucleotides. RefSeq lists its product as uncharacterized. Lineage: Eukaryota; Fungi; Ascomycota; Sordariomycetes; Hypocreales; Nectriaceae. The coding region runs from base 104 to 1054 and encodes 316 amino acids. The transcript has 2 exons. The record is from RefSeq and is a predicted model, not a curated record.
ACGGAUACUAGCCCUGAUGCAUGCUUUUGGCCUCACCCUACAAUCGUGUUAUUCUGCCUUUUUGCCAGAAACCCGCUCAGGUUGAGCGAGCAGACAGUCAGAGAUGCUCAGCGCCAGUCAGAAGCUCACGGCCGAAGAGCGGAAGGAGCGGAAAAGGGUCCAGAACCGAUUGAAUCAAAGAGCGCGCAGGCAACGUGUCAAGGAUGAAGAAGACAAUAGCGCCAAGCCGUUUCGGGUUGGCCGUUGGCGACUUGACGGAGAUGCUGGUCCUUCGACACGAACCCGAACCUCGCCGCAUGUUGUUCGUAGUUCAAAGCAUGUUGUAAACGAAGGGCAGGCUCUUCUUCCCGCAGAACGUUCGGCAUUGCAAUCUCUAACCAAGGUUUCUGACACAACAAGUAGAGCACCUCCUGCCCUGCAACCUGGAUCAACUCAUGUUGCCAAGCUUCACCUACCUGCUGAUGACGCCCUGGUCCACCUAAUAGUCCACAACGUAUGUCGGGGGUUCAUGGAGAACAAGGCAAUACUGAAGCUUGUGGCAAGAUUCAUCGACGCCGCCUACGACCCUCCACUACCCCCUGAUCUCGCCGCAGGAUGUGGUAGUGUGGUGCUACGAACUACCUACCGGACAAUGCCAACCAGUCUUCUGCCAACACAGCUCCAGAUGAACUCUCCACACCCUAGCUGGAUAGACAUGCUCCCCUUUCCGGAAAUCCGAGACAAUCUCAUUCGGAGACAAUACACCUUCGACCAUAAAAGCUUUCUCUCAGAUCUUGUCGGAGACUCGAUAUAUGAGAUACCGUCAUACGACCCAGGUCAGGAAGGCUUGGCGCCGCCGCCACCACCGACACCGAGCCCGCAGACGAAGCGGCUCAACGGCCACGGCCUCAUUCUGUGGGGGGAGCCUUACCUGAAGGAGAGUUGGGAGGCUACUCCGCAAUUUCUGGCAAAGUGGGCAUGGGUUGUCGAAGGAUGUUGUGACCUUGUCGAUGCAUCCAACGGGUGGCGAACUACUAGGGGCGAGUAUCUUCUGCAAACAAGUGGAAGUGGGUGACUAUAAACAGC